Molecule: messenger RNA, 1101 nt
Organism: Condylostylus longicornis
Lineage: Eukaryota; Metazoa; Arthropoda; Insecta; Diptera; Dolichopodidae
Exons: 7
Coding region: 1-1101 (366 amino acids)
Biological process (GO): transmembrane transport
Molecular function (GO): transmembrane transporter activity
Source: RefSeq, a predicted model, not a curated record
AUGGUAUUAAUAACACGGCAUGUUAAAAUUAAUAUUCAAAUCGAAUUUGUUCUUAUUAGUAUUCAAUUAAACUUUACUUUUAAAAAUUUACGCAGCUUUGUCUUAGCUAUUUGGUUAAUUUAUUUUCCUGAAAGUCCAAAAUUUCUAGCUGAACACGAUGAAAGGGAAUUGAGUUUAGAAAUUCUAAUGAAAGUUUUUAGAAUUAACACGGGCCGUUCAGAAAAGGAAUAUAAAGUUACUGGAGUAAAGAAAAUAUCUUUUGCAUCUGUUCACAAAAUUCAUAGUCAUUUAUAUGUUACCGUUAAGAAAUUGCGUUUAUAUAAAUCGAAAGAAUUGAAAUUGUUACUUAAAGCGGCUGCUCGUUACACAGGAAAAUUAUUCUCUGAAAAAUAUUUAUUAAGAACAAUAUUCUUAUUUGGAAUACAAUUUGGUUUAACAUGUAGUUAUUAUACAUUGAUGCUUUGGUUUCCUGAACUUUUUAAUCGAUAUAAAAUAUUUCAUAUGAUAAAAGGAUAUUCCAAUGUUUCAAUCUGUGAAAUAUCAAAAGAAUUAAUAAAAAGAUCAGAUGAAGUUGAGAAAAUACAAAGUGAAACAGCAAUUGAUAAUGAUGUUUAUACUGAAACUUUAUACCUUGGACUUGCUUGUCUACCUUUAAGCUUAUUAUUCCCUUUUAUUGUUCAUAGAGUUGGAUCUAGACUCCUUUUAGGAAUUGGCUUGGCCUUUGAUUCAUUAGCAGUUUUCUUAAUCUUAUUUGCUAAAACAGAAUUACAAAAUUUAAUUUUAUCAUGUGUAUUCAAGUUAUUGGCAUCAAUUAGCAUUAGUUUACUUUAUGCUAUCACUGUUGAUUUAUAUUCAGCUAAAAUACGAGUUAUAGCAGCUGCUUUAGGUAUGUCAAUUGGUAGAUGUGCAGCACUCUUAGGAAAUGUUAUUUUUGGUUAUUUUAUUGACACUGUAUGUUAUCUACCGUUUAUAACUUUUGGAAUACUACUUUUAAUCAGUUCAAUUUUAACAUUUCUUUUACCAACACCCGAUCCAAAACUUCAUUUUGGAGAAGAAGAACCAAGAAUUCACAGGAAAAGAUCGUUAUUAUCUCAUUUAUAA